Messenger RNA from Periophthalmus magnuspinnatus, 2669 nucleotides. It is a transcript of the gene pcsk9, whose product is annotated as proprotein convertase subtilisin/kexin type 9. The transcript is spliced from 12 exons. The record is from RefSeq and is a predicted model, not a curated record. Gene Ontology annotation, biological process: proteolysis. NCBI's taxonomy places the organism in Eukaryota, Metazoa, Chordata, Actinopteri, Gobiiformes, Gobiidae. The coding region runs from base 150 to 2177 and encodes 675 amino acids. Gene Ontology annotation, molecular function: serine-type endopeptidase activity.
UCGAUUUUUUUUGUUACCCCAAAAUCUGGAGAGAUGCUGGGUGCCGUUACAGGUCUCGUUCCACGCGCAGCUGCUAGACAAUUAAAACAUCUGAGUAACUGAGACCUAAACACAAUUUAUUUCAAGUGCGUCUUUUAUCAAAAUAUACUAUGAAUAAUAAUAAUAAUAAUAAACCGUUUAGUGCAAAGAGAAGUAUGCGUCUCGCCUGUGUGCGGCUUGGACUGGCACUGUGCUUGUGCGCAUCUUUGGCCGUUAGCGCACAGGACGAUCCCGAGGACGAGGAGAUGAUACUGGACCUAACCCGAGAGGACGGGACUCAGUCAGAGACCGGACCAGAACCAUCAGCCGAGCUUCUCAGGUGCAACAAGGCACCUUGGCGCAUGCCCGGUCAGUACCUGGUGAUCCUGCGCGAGGGGAGGCACGAGUCUCACGUGCAGAGGACCAUCCGGAGGCUGAGAGCCAAAGCGGCCCGGAGAGGAUACCUGGUGGACAUCCAGCAGACCUACUCAGGAGCUUUGCACGGGUUCCUGGUAAAAAUGAGCGGCGACGUGCUACACCUGGCUGUGAAGCUUCCCCAUGUCCACUACAUAGAGGAGGACUCUUCCAUUUUUGCUCAGAGCGUCCCCUGGAACCUGCAGAAGAUACUGCAGCCUUAUGGUACCUCUGAGAAUGGGACAUACAAACCUCCCAAUGAUGGCAGCCUGGCACAGGUCUACCUCAUGGACGGCAGUGUGCACACCUCCCAUCGAGAGCUCAAGGGGCAUGUCCUGCUCACUGACUUUAACCACGUCCCAGAGGAGGACGGGGUCAGAGUCCACAGACAAGCCAGUCAAUGUGACAGCCAUGGGACUCACAUGGCGGGGGUCCUGAGCGGGGCGGACUCGGGAGUGGCGCGGGGUGUUGGAGUGAACCUAGUCCGAGUGCUUAACUGUCAGGGCAAAGGCACUGUAUCAGGAGCACUGGCAGGUCUGGAGUACAUCCGUGCCACUUUGAUCACUCGGCCUCUGGAUGCUGUGGUGGUCCUCCUGCCUUUUGUUGGUGGGUUCAGUCGAUCAUUAAACGCAGUCUGUAGAGAGAUGGUAUCCAAUGGAGUGGUGGUCAUCGCUGCAGCAGGGAACUACAGAGAGGAUGCCUGUCUCUACUCUCCGGCUUCAGAGCCUGAGGUGAUCACUGUGGGAGCAGUGAACUCAGCAGACCAGCUCAUGUCCCAGGGAGCAGGGGGCACAAACUUUGGUCGCUGUGUGGACCUGUUUGCUCCUGGUGAUGACAUCGUCAGUGCCAGUAGUGACUGCAGCACCUGCUUUACCUCACGCAGUGGGACGUCUCAGGCUGCUGCCCAUGCUGCAGGCAUAGCUGCUGUGAUCCUGUCAGCCAAUCAGAAGGCCUCCCCUGUGCAGCUCCUCCACAGCAUGCUGCGCUAUUCAGUCAGUAACAACAUCAACCUCCUGUCUGUCCCUGAACCUCAACGACUGCCCACCCAAAAUCUGAUCACAGCCAUGCCCCCUGUCUCUGUCUCUACAAAUGGGGAGCUGCUCUGUCGGUCAGUGUGGUCCGACAGGUCAAGGGUCAGAGCUGUCAGUCGCUGUCGUCAUGGAGAGGAGAUGAUGGGCUGCAGCAGUUAUGCUCCUGACGGCAGCCGUGUUGGGGAAACUAUUGAUGAAAACAGUGGUCAGAUGGAGUGCGUUGCUUACAGUGGUCCUGGAGGUAAAGGGGUGUAUGCAGUGGCCCGGUGCUGUGUUCUCGCAGGUCUUCAGUGUCACAUUCACAGCAGUCCCACACCAGGACAGGACGCAGAGUGUGAGAGGCCUGAGACUCAUUUGACAGGCUGUAUGUCCUGGUCCUCUGGUCACUUAUCAGCUGGAUCACGUCCACAUCACGGGGAACGGAGACUCUGCUCUGUCCCUGAAGGCGUCAUGUCCACUGCCGUGUGCUGCCAUGUCCCCUCUCUGGAGUGCCAAGUCCUGGAGCAGACAGCCACAAACGGAGAGCAGGUGGAAGUGUCAUGCCCGGCUGGAUGGACUCUGACAGACUGUAAUGCUGUUUCGCAUGGCUCCAUCUUUGGUCCAGUUGCCAAGGGUAACAGUUGCCAUGUUCACAGUGCCUCGGGAGCGGGUGGGGCUGUGGGUAUCGCAGUUUGCUGUCACAUUAGAGAUGAUGGUCAGCCUGUUCUGCACUGAUGAAGUAUAAUACCCAGCUAUUAGCGUUCAGUAUUUGAAAAGUGAAUAUUAUAUACGCUGUUUAUAUUGUUUAUGUUUGUAUCACUUGGUUUAGAGUGAUAGUUCAUUAUGCUUUCGUUUUCUUCACACAUUUGAGCGAGGCUGUAUCCAUCUAAAAAUCUCAAAAUCUUUUGCCCUAAUGCAUGAUUUCAUCUGGUGGUAAAAAGAAGCUUGAAAAAAAUUUAUAAUAUAGGAUUUAUAAGCCAAUGUGUAUUCAAGCCCCAUGGAUAAACCCUAGCAGGGGAUUACAAUGCGGGUGGAGUGGGAUUUUUAUAUGAAUUCUUUUAUAUUUCUUUUGCUAUUGAAGAUGUGUCCACUUUAAAUGUAUGAAUAUACAAACAGUUUAGCCUUCAUUUUACUGUGUCAGUUGUAUAAUAAGUGUUUUUAUGUGUAUUUGUUCAUCUUUUGUACAAAACUAUUAGUCAUAAUAAACACUUUCAUUUGGAGAUUCCA